GUCUUCUCACCACGGCCACAACCCACCAGUUGCCGGUAUCCGACUACGCGAAAAUCAUCAUCGCGAAACAAAGAUGGCGCCGUGGUAGUGCACAAGUGACAGCCGUCGUCGGUGAUUGAUUUUUCUUGUUUCCCCCUCGAACACUCUCGGGAGCCGGACGAGAAAUUAUUGUGCGCGAAAUCCGAGGAUCCGAACAAUUCGAAAUUUUUGAAAACCGCAAGAUUCCGCAGCGAUACCAUGUUUGUGCCGUCGGUGAGGUUGACUCGUAAGGUUGCGGUUACGUAAAAAGUUGUGGUCGCCGAGUGUUGGGACGGCCACUGGCCGUGCGGGAGCAAGGAAGCCCAGGGAAAAAGUUCUACUCAUGGAUUCGCCUUUCAGGUGGAAAAUCGAUUUCAUGAUUUGAAGUGUCAAUGCGGGGAGGUUUUUUAUUUCACUUGUGGUGCACGCCUCCCGUGUUUUUGUUUUAUUGAGAAAAUAUUUAGAGGAAUGGAGGUAACGUCGGAAGCAAACGGGCUGGACGUCAUCCAGAGUAUGAUUGACAUCUCGGCAGAUCGAUUGGAGGGGCUCCGGACGCAAUGUGCGACAAGUGCUUCGCUGACCCAGCAGGAAAUCCGCUCGCUGGAGACGAAACUGGUAAGAAUGUUCUCUGAAUUGUUGUUGACCAAGGCGCGGCUGCCUGAGCGGAUACCGAGCAGUGGACUGGCCACUUCGAGUGCCGAGUUGCGUCAGUGGUUGCGGGUGGUGGGCCUCAGCCAGGAGUCGCUGAAUAUAUGUCUGCAGCGACUCAACACGCUGGAGCAACUUCUCGAGAUGUCCGAGACCGAAUUGAAACAGAUGCUAUCGAGCAACGCUAAUCUGAGGGAAGAGGAGCAUCGCAGGCUUAGUUGCGCUAUUCAAAACCUCCGGAAGUGUCGUGACUCUCUGCGGGAUGGUAACAAGGAGCCCGACAACUUGUACUGGGAUUCAUGGGACCGGCAUCACCACGUUCAUCAUUACAGGAAUUUGAAUAACGCCGCGGGGUUCGCUUCGCCUCGUAACUAUCGGACGGCUGUGAAGCAGGCACACAAGGCUAGGCAGUCUCCGGUUGGCGGCAGCGGCGAACAAAUUGUGCAGUCGCCGUCGGCCAUCACCACCCCCGAGGAUGCAAUGCACAGUUCGACGCACACGUUGACACCAUCUCCGUCACCCCCGAACUCCCCGUGCUUGAACACCCUUAGCAGCAGUAGCGGAAACAACAACUCAAACCAGAAGUUGACACACCGCAAGUCCGGUACGCCUCCACCAAAGAAAAAGCAUCAAACCCUACUCCCACAUCAUCCCUCGACCCCGUCGCACACUCCAGCUUCACAGACUGCUGCAUCGAUGACGGGAAGCGGCAAUAACAUCAAUCAGGACCCGAUGGCACCGCUGACCAAGUCCAAGUCGCACGAGUCGCAGCUAAUGCAAGACAACUCGCAGCCUGGCACCGGGAAUAACAACAGCAACAACAACGUGCAGCAGCAGAAGCCGCAAACCACGGCCCAAACGACGACGUAUCCACACCAUCCGAUCCCCCGAACCCGCCUCCAUACGGAACCAGGUCCGGAUUUGCCAUCCCAGGUCCAUCAUUACCCCUACAACACGGAGGUUGUGGUGGAGAACACAAAUAACUUGACAGUUCCUCGGUCGCCGUGCACGCCGAUUGUAUCGCUGGGCAUGGGCCACCAAAUCACGCAUCGCUUCACGAAGGUGUUUAAAGUUAUGUCGACCUGUGAUCUCUGCCAGAAGCAAAUGUUUUUUGGUCUGAAGUGCAAAGAGUGUAAAUAUCGAUGCCAUAAAGACUGCGAGCCCAACGUGCCCCCGUCCUGCGGUCUACCCCGGGAAUUCGUUGACGAAUUCAAGCGGACGUUGCAGUCAGGAGAUGUUUUCUUGCCUAACACGUCGCCGAACUUGGGCAGUCGGAGUGGUUACUUGACUGCCGGUCGGAUGACGAAGAAUCCAAUCGCUGCAUAUCACGCCCCGGACAGUAGUUCACCGGGGUCGAGUUGCAACAGCUCGUCGCCCUCUAGUCCGGCCUUAUUUAACGUUCACCACCAACACAGUCAGCAACAUGCUGUAACGCAACUGACGACCCCUUCGUCAGCGCAGAAAACAGCAAGUCAAUUCAACUUCCCCGAAGUGUCGACCUCAUCAACCCAUCCAACACACCAGCAUGCAGUUCACCACCCCAAAGGUUUGAGCGGUGCACUUGAUUCUCCACUGACUACGGUGAGCAGCGCCAAUUGCAGCAGUACCGGGACAAACUCCAGUAGUAAUUACCAAGCAAAUGCGCAUAACAAAGUGCAAUACAAUGUGAAUAACAAUGCAAUGCCGGCCCCGCUGUCGGAGCUUGUGGAUACGCAUCGUAGCAACGACAGUGACAAAACCGUGUCCCUUUCUGGGAGCACCAGUGCAAGUACGGAUUCCGACAGAACUCCAGUACGGCUUGAUUCCACUGAGGAAGGAGACUCGGGUAACUGGCCACGGCAGAAUUCUCUAUCACUAAAGGAAUGGGACAUCCCCUACGGAGAUCUCAAAUUAUUGGAGGAGAUUGGAAAAGGUCGAUUUGGAACAGUACAUCGAGCACUUUGGCAUGGAGACGUCGCUGUGAAGCUCCUGAAAGAGGAUUAUCUCAACGAUGCACAGACACUAGAUGCGUUCAAGCUGGAGGUGGCCACUUUCAAGAAAACUCGGCAUGAGAACUUGGUUCUCUUCAUGGGCGCUUGCAUGAACCCGCCCUUCCUGGCCAUCGUCACUUCCUUGUGCAAGGGAAACACUCUGUAUACCUACAUCCACAUCCGAAGGGAUAAGUUCAACUUGAACCGGUCGACGCUCGUGGCCCAGCAGAUUUCACAGGGCAUGGGCUAUUUGCAUGCUCGCGGCAUCUUCCACAAAGACCUUCGGACAAAGAACAUCUUCCUGGAGAAUGGGAAAGUGAUAAUUACGGAUUUCGGCUUGUUCAGCUCAACAAAGUUAAUGUACUGUGAUCUAGGUUUAUGUAUACCAAAUGGCUGGCUUUGCUAUCUGUCACCCGAGCUGGUACGCACGCUGACUCCACAUCGGCCCAGCGACGAGAUUCUACCGUUCUCAAAGUCUUCGGACGUGUAUUCGUUCGGGACGGUGUGGUAUGAAUUGCUGUGCGGCGAGUUUCCGUUCAAAAUGCAGUCAUCCGAGGCAAUCAUCUGGCAAGUGGGACGAGGCAUGAAACAAACACUGGCUAAUUUGCAAACGUCGCGGGACGUUAAGGAUAUUCUGAUGUUCUGCUGGGCUUUCCAAGCAGACGACAGACCUACUUUCUCCAAACUCCUAACGCUUCUCGAACGCUUGCCGAAGAAGCGGCUAGCACGGAGCCCAUCGCACCCGGUUCAGCUGUCGCGAUCGGCCGAGUCGGUUUUCUAGGAGAGUGCCAUUUGCAACUUCGAUUUGAUGUCAUUUACCACUAUCUACUAAGACAUGUGUGUGCGUAUGUUACUAUUUGCUGACGAGGGAGCGCGCAACAGGGCAGAACACAGAUGCGAACGGCGAUGGUCACAUAUAACGACGAGUGCUACUUUUUAGCCAUAAGAUACAAAAGAAAUUUUCUCGCCUUUUUAUAAGUAACAUAUAAGAAUAUGUAAUCUAUGAACGAUUGCGCUUCAUUCUAAUAUUGUAAAACCAUGUGUACAUUACGAACAACUUAACCCACAAACACACAUCACACGCUCCGAGCGGGAGCCACAAUUAAGCAAGAUUAUAUACCAAAAUUCUACAUCAUUCCUUAACGAGUAUAAGAUUAUUGUGUAAAGUUAUAAAUGAAAGCAAACUAAAGUACAUAAAAUAUUCUAGAUAUAUACAAACGUAAACAUCUAUGAAGUGUAUUUCGAUUUAAGGGAAACAAAAAGCAACCAUUAUGAGGUGCGAAUUAAACAAAUCAUGCAGCAUGAUAAGACGAACAUGUUAUUGGAAGCACAUAUAAACGUGAAAAUCACGCAAAGCAAAACAAAUUACGAUAUACAUAAUCUAAACUAAGAGUUGACUAUUUCGCGACAAGGAUUUGUCAUUGUAGGAGACACUUCUACGGAACGAAUUUGUUGAACAUUUUAAUUGAAGUAAGAAAUAUUUUUUAUUUAAGGAAGCAAAUGCUACACAAUUGAACGAAUGCGCCAACCAAUGUGAGAGAUUUGUUUGAGGAUACGAACGAAGAAUAAAACUAUUAAAAUAUAUACUCA
Messenger RNA from Hermetia illucens (black soldier fly), 4226 nucleotides. It is a transcript of the gene ksr, whose product is annotated as kinase suppressor of Ras 2. Gene Ontology annotation, biological process: protein phosphorylation. The coding region runs from base 487 to 3417 and encodes 976 amino acids. NCBI's taxonomy places the organism in Eukaryota, Metazoa, Arthropoda, Insecta, Diptera, Stratiomyidae. The record is from RefSeq and is a predicted model, not a curated record. The transcript is spliced from 2 exons. Gene Ontology annotation, molecular function: ATP binding; protein kinase activity.